AUUGCCAGACUCUAUGAAAUGCCACACUCACUCACUUUUCUCUCCUCACCAUGACUCCGUACUUUGAAACUGUCAAGUCUUUCGCAGAUGUACGAAUCACGGAGAACGGUAUCGACACCCACGACUUUUUAGAUGCUUCAGAUGGGCUCGUCAAGAUGUUCGAUCUGUUCGGUUCUACAGUAUUCGGAUUUGUACAGUCGGAUAUUAAAGGGAAUAUUGCGGGCGUACGCGCUCGAUUCGAAUCAACUAGAGAAAAGUCAGUCACCGUAGAACGUCUCGUGGAGGAAGAAACGAAAGAAAAUAAGAGGGUAGCGAUAGCGUGUCUAGUUAGACUUGUACGAGGCCUCUACUUCACCCAUCAAGCUCUCGAAAAUACCCAAUCCGACACAUCCUCCGAGCUCCAUGUAUGUUUUAAACGAGCGUAUGAUCUGGUGCUGAAACAUCAUCAUGGAUUUAUUGUGCGGAAUGUCGUAUCCGUAGCAAUCCGUGCGGUUCCCCGUCGCUCUGACUUUUUCAGCUGUAUCGCGCAGGGCGGAUCUAAGGAGAAGCUUGAUGUGGAGUUACGCAAGUGGCUUGAUGGAUUGGAUGGGAUCGUUCAGAGGGUUAGUAAGUUCUUGAAGGAUGGUGGGUACGGGAGGGUAUGAUUAGGGUUAUUCAAGCACGUUCUGUCGUGCUCGACUAGAUACAAAUUAUAUACUUACACGUAUUCAAGGAUCUACAGGACUUUUAUAAUCUUACACUAACAUCAUCA
Molecule: messenger RNA, 751 nt
Organism: Marasmius oreades (fairy-ring Marasmius)
Lineage: Eukaryota; Fungi; Basidiomycota; Agaricomycetes; Agaricales; Marasmiaceae
Exons: 7
Coding region: 51-644 (197 amino acids)
Biological process (GO): intermembrane lipid transfer; ceramide transport
Cellular component (GO): membrane; cytoplasm; cytosol
Molecular function (GO): ceramide 1-phosphate transfer activity; ceramide 1-phosphate binding
Source: RefSeq, a predicted model, not a curated record